GCUGAGAAGUACCAAAGCCAAUCCUAAAAAGUCGUCUUGGCCUUGCUGUUCGUUUACCGUUUCUACUUCUACAUGAAAUUGGUGGUGAUCACAAUAUGGCUGAUCAGGAAUUGCCCUCUGUUACAGAUAUAGUUCUAGUAGGGCGUAAUGGCAAUGGAAAAAGGUUCACCGGAAACACCCUCCUUGAUGAAAAACUCGUCAUAUCCAAAGCAGAUGCAGGAGGUGUUACCAUGGAAGAAAAUGAUAAGCUCAAGGAAAAAAAAGGGGAAAUCGAAUCUAAGAGCCUUUCGGAAGCAGAGGUAAUAGCGAUGAAAGAGCAGUCACGGAUGGAGCAUGAGCAUACUAUGAAUAUGAUGGCACACGAAGUGGAGCAUGCGCUAAAACAAAAUGCGGAAACACAUGAAGAAGAGACGCAGCAUCAUGUGAUUGAUGUCUCCGAAAGAAAGGCUUUGAAGAAGAAGCAGCAGGAGCAGGAAGCCGCUGGAGCCGGUACUAACAACAAAGGCUUCAAUGGUGAUCGUGGACAUGAUGAACAUGGAAGCCAAGAUGAGAGAGACAGUGAUGGCAAUUUGAGUUCCCCUGGUUCUCAAGGAAAUGAAGAAUUUGGGACAAGAGAUCCAUCACCUCCUCCAUUAUCUGGUUUAGGGAAGGACACUGUUAAAGAGAAAGCAGAAGAGGCAGAUGUUGCUCGGGGACAUGGAGCGAAAGGUGAAGACGUUAUUGUAGUUGGAAGAGGAACAGAUCAUGAGGAGAACGGUGUGGACAAACCACCCACUUCCUGUCCUGAAAAUUUUACUCAAACUUCUAGAGAGGCUGAUAGUACUUCAAGUUUGGAAAUUUCACCUGCUCUUGAUUCUGUCAAUCCUGUGGGUUCUUCUGUCUCAAUGGUUGUGAUGUCUGACAAAAAUGAGCAAGCUGAGAGCUCAACAGACUCGGAUUCUCUCCAACAGAAGUCUGAUGAAAACGAAGAGAACCUUAGUCCAGGAUCUGCUGAGGAAACUAACAAAGAAAUCAAGAAUGUGAAAGAAUAUGAAGUGCCAGAAUGUUCUAAAGAAAAGAGUCUUUUGCCUUCUGGUCCGCCAGUUGUUCGAACCUCGUGGUUGAGUUGCUGCGGUUUGUUUGACGUAAUGGCAGGAUCUGAAAGAUAAGUACAGGAGGAGGAUAAAAUAGCAAACAGUGA
Arabidopsis arenosa is the source of this 1180-nucleotide messenger RNA. The record is from the annotation of a GenBank genome assembly. NCBI's taxonomy places the organism in Eukaryota, Viridiplantae, Streptophyta, Magnoliopsida, Brassicales, Brassicaceae.